This is a messenger RNA of Cooperia oncophora, 389 nucleotides long. Lineage: Eukaryota; Metazoa; Nematoda; Chromadorea; Rhabditida; Trichostrongylidae. The record is from the annotation of a GenBank genome assembly.
AUGGCUGGAUUUCUGAUGAAACAGAUGGUGGGCAACCAGCUCAAUGAAGUAACUGGUGGACUCGGUCUUAAAGGAGGAGACGAUAAUGCGGAGAAAACAGCCGAAGGAGAAGACCCAGAGGUCGUAGCGGCACGGCUCGAAGAGCAGGAACGCCGUAAAGAGAGGCACAGGAAGAUGGAAGCCGAAAGGGAGAAAAUGCGUCAAGGCAUCCGUGACAAGUACAAGAUUCAUAAGAAGGAAGAGGGUGCAGGUGCCGCAAUGGAUUUCACCGAAGGACGUAUCGGUGCUCCAAGAAAAACGCCUGAGGAACUGGCGGCAGCGAUGAACGCUGAAGACGACAGUAUUAUCGGACAACUCGGUCUGACUGAACAAGUGGAAAAGGCAAAGAC